Molecule: messenger RNA, 4418 nt
Organism: Amphimedon queenslandica
Lineage: Eukaryota; Metazoa; Porifera; Demospongiae; Haplosclerida; Niphatidae
Product: AT-rich interactive domain-containing protein 2-like
Exons: 14
Coding region: 183-4316 (1377 amino acids)
Biological process (GO): regulation of DNA-templated transcription
Cellular component (GO): SWI/SNF superfamily-type complex
Molecular function (GO): DNA binding
Source: RefSeq, a predicted model, not a curated record
CGCAUGCGCAGUAGAAUCCAACAUGGCGGCACACAUCACCCGCCCACCAAAAGAAAUGGACGUUUAGCUUGGUGGGAAUAUAUUCUGUACUAAAGCUCUUGUUUCGAGUCAGUCACAGGUGCCAGUAAAGAACCACUUUCCCGAGGACUCAUUCCCUACACCAUGAGCCAAGAGUGGCUCUUAUGAUAACAAUAGGAGAAAUGUGUACACCAGAAGAAGAGUGGAACAACAAAGACGAGAUAUACAUAAAGCGCCGCGAUGAGUUCCACGUAAAACUCUUCAAGUUCCACAAGGACAACAAUAACUCUGUAAAGAGGGUUCCCCUACUAGGUGGUAGAGAAUUGGAUUUAUAUCAUCUUUAUUUGAAAGUCAAGUCGCUGGGUGGUUCCAAGCGUAUCACCCAGGACAGGCUAUGGGGCGAUGUCGCUCGGAGCUUUAAUCUACCAGCGUCAGUAACGAGUGCCUCUUAUGCUUGUAGACAAAACUUUAUUAAAUACCUUGAGCCAUACGAGAGAUAUGAAGCAGGGGAACAACCUUUCAUUCCUUUAGCUGACAUCGGUCCUCGCCGCCUUACCUUUCAACCCACCCUAUCACAACCCUCCCAGCCUUCACCCUCUCCCUCUAAUAAUUCCUUUCUAGUCUCUAAAUUCUCUCACUUAACGAGCGUCCCUGGGUUUGCUAAUUUGUUAAAGCAAGUCGAGAGGUCUCCUGAACUCAUAGGACAACUGGCAAACCUUCCUAGUCUAUUGCAGCUGCCGCCUAACCAGCUCCAACUUGUUCAACUCCUGCUCCAGCAAAUGGCAGCCAUACAUGCUACAAAAGGAAAAGGAGGAGAGAAGGGAGCUUUUAGGGGAUCAGGGAAGAACUGUGGCUGGUUGGUGAGGUCGUUGGAGUGCGGUCUACCCAAUGAAGUUGAUCUUUGUAUGAAUUGUUUGCUUAUAAUGUCGAGUGAGGAGGAGACCAAUGGACGGGAGGGCUUACUUGUUCAAGAUGUACCUCAUUUACUGCCAAUGCUACUGGCACAUGUGGGAGUGUUUAACUCAGAUGAGACAAGUUUGGAGUCAUUAUAUGUUGAGUGGUAUUCUCAGUCUGAAAUUGAUUUCUUAGCAUUUUGGCAAGAAGUAGUGCCAGAAUGGGUGUGUCUGACUGCACUGGCUAAUCAAUUUGAAGAUACAAGUAGAAUGAGUUUUUUCCCAGAAAGAGCUGUCUUAACACAUGAUGCUAUUGAAAGUUUUCGUGCUACACAAGUUUCGCUAAUUAUCAGGAACUUGUCACUCAGCAAACGGAAUGCUCAGUAUUUUGCUAAAUGCGACUCUACAUUGAGAUUUUUGCUAUUGUGCCUCAACUCAUCUUUACCAGAACUCAAGAAUCAAUCUCUUGAUGCACUGGCAGGCAUUGCUCCUUAUCUGGUGAUAGAAGGUGAUGAUGAUGACAGUAUUAGUCAUUUGCUAUUGAUGAGUGUUUAUUCUUGUGUAUUGUCUUAUGACAGGAACUCUAUAAUUCGAGGAAUGGAGAUAUUAGGUGGUUUCUCAUUGAGCGUCUGUAACAAGGCCACUCUAAUUAAUGCCCACAGCGACCUACUAAACCGCAUGCUGCAAUUAUCCCUCCUACCCGACUAUUUGCUGGCUCAAACGUGUCUGGAGACUCUCUACAAGCUCUCGCUGUGCGGUCGAAAACUGAGCGAGAGUAUUUUACACUGCGAUAGCUGUAUUAAGAUAUUAUUAAGUUUUUUAACCCUCUCAGUUGAAGACAGGUCUUUGCAUGGGCUUGUCGUCUUUCAUUCGAACGGGAAAGAAGAAUCGGCAGUUUUGACCAAUCAAGUUCCACCACAAGAAAGUCUCUCCGGAAUGAUCUCUGCGACAAAAAGUUUGUCCGGAGCCGGUCAAGUAACAGGAGGUCUUAGUGCCAGCUCCAAGGGCUUGACUGGUGCUAAGAUUAAAGGACCUGCUCUUCCUUUUACUCCUUCCUCUAUAUCUAAUGCAUCUGGUAAACAGCUUCCUACUGGUAGACAGCCAGUGGCUGCUAAAGUGGAUAAGCCGGCGGUUAGUAGUGAGUCACUGUUGGAGUCGAAACUGACUUUUGCUAUACAAUGGCUACAGUCUGAAUACAUUCCCAGUCAAGAGGAGUUCAUUCCAAAGUUGGACAUAUACAGCAAGUACCUUGGACACUGUGCACAAUUGAAGUAUACCACUGCUGCCACACAACCUGAAUUUGAUUUAAUAUUCAGGAAAGUGUUUCCCAGUGCUUUCUUUGCAUCAAUAAAGAUUGGAGGUAAAGAUCUUGAAUUGGUGGGUGGAAUAGGAGUCAAUAAGAAACAGAAUCUUUUCUCUUCACCUGCUAAGACUCCUACACCUCCUCCUCCUCCUAUUUCUCUCCCUUCUUCAGCCCCAUCACCUCUAACUGUGUCUAAUAAAUCAACUACCAUAACUACUGGUAGUGUUUCACUCCAGCAGUCUUCUCCAAUAGUAGCAUCACAAACUACAGCUUCAUUACCACAGUCUGUAGUAUCAGUAUCACAGAUCACUGCAUCAUUAUCACAGCCUGUAGUAUCAGUAUCACAAGCUAUGUCAUCAGUAUCACAAACUACAGUAUCAGUACCACAGCCUUUAUCAUCAUCAGUACCACAGUCUGUAGUAUCAGUAUCACAAACUAUGCCAUCAGUAUCACAAACUACAGCAUCAGUACCACAAAUCAUAGCCACAGUAUCACAAACCACAGCAUCAAUAUCACAAACCAUACAGUCAGUAUCACAGCCCAGUAACACUACAGUACAGUCUAGUGGCUCUAUAGGGCCACAGCAGUUGACCAGUGUACUCUCGCAGUCCAUGCCACUGGUGACCAGUGUACCCUCGCAGUCCAUACCACUGGCAACCAGUGUACCCUCACAGUCUGUGUCACUGGUGACCAGUGUACCCUCGCAGUCCAUGCCACUGGUCACCAGUGUACCCUCGCAGUCUGUGCCACUGGCGACCAGUGUACCCUUGCAGUCCCAGCAAUCUUCUUCAUCACGUUCACCCUCUCCCUCCCUCUCUCCUCUCCAGCAGUUAAUUCAAGCUACAAAGACACACUCUACUGCUAAUUCUAAGACUACAGCUAAACCUUCUCCUCUCAUACAGUUCAAGAAAGUCUCGGCGGGCAAGGGAAGCAAAAAGAAGUCCCCCAAAGUAAACGGCUCUCCCACUUUCAACUCAAUCACUUAUCCUCAUGCACUGGUCAAUAAUGUAAAUAACUCAAUGAGGAUUCCUUUGUCACUAGCAGCAGUACAGGAUAUCACCAGUAAUGAAGGUGGACUAGAGUCAGGAGGGACCAUUGGGAAGGCUAGCAAUACCGAUAGCAUAUUGUGUACUAAUGACACAGUGAUGGAAGUAACUGGAUUUGGUUCACAUACUUUGAAUGGUCUUAGCAGUACCAAUGGAGUCAUGAGAUCAAUUGGAAAGAGAGAGAGAUCAGUUGAUGCACAUGCAACUGGUACUAAUCCUACAAAAAAGCAAAAGACUGAUCUAACCGAGAGCAACAAGCUACAUGUAACACAAUUCCUUUCUUCACAUUUUCUUAAAGAGUCAUCCAAUUCUUCUAAUGGCAGUCUAACUACUUACAGUUCUCCUCAAAGGUCAAAUCAAAGGUCAGUGAGUCCUGCUGCUACCAGUGAUAAAGGAUCAUCUACUCCUUCUCAUCGAAAUCGCUCCUCCUCUCCCUCUUUCACUCCUAAACCUGUUCCAGUAACCAGUUUGGUUUCCAAUGACUCUUUAAGAUCAGCGGAACAUUCUCCUGGCCCUUCCUCCUCCUCCUUGUCGACUCCUCCCCCUCCUGAUUGUUUAAAGUCUACUUGUCUCUGGGAGAACUGCUUCUUGAGAUAUUCCUCCUAUUCAGAGCUCUUCUCUCACAUUUAUUACACUCACAUACCACAAAUCAACUCUUUCCCUGUCCCUUGCCCCUGGUCUGGCUGCUCUAACAAGAGUAAGAGAAUGAAGCCUUCCCUUAUAAGACACAUACAGACUCAUCACUGCUCGUCUGAUUCUAAACCAGUUCCUCUCAAUGUUGCUGACACACUCAUCAAACUGAAGCUUGUGUCUCCUUUACAAAAUGAGCAUGAGUCUUGUUUCACGCGCUGCUUAAGACUCACUGCUGCCCUCAUACUAAGAAACCUUCUUGAUAAAGUCCCUGAAUCACGGAGAUAUGUUAAACCAUACGAGAGGUUACUGUCUCAGGUCUCUUUCUCUGAUAAUGAAGCUAGUCAUGUCACAGCCCACUGUCUCUUCUUGCUCUCUUCUCCCCUUCCUCCUCUCUCUACCCCUACCUCUCCAACUUUCAGUUAACUCUUGUAUUUGUUAACCUUAUCAUCCCUCUCUCUCUCUCUUUGAGUUUCUUUCUUUUACUACAGAUGUUUAUUUAUUCGAAAGUUAAAGGAAAAAUUAUAA